Messenger RNA from Protopterus annectens (West African lungfish), 1523 nucleotides. It is a transcript of the gene RAB39A, whose product is annotated as RAB39A, member RAS oncogene family. NCBI's taxonomy places the organism in Eukaryota, Metazoa, Chordata, Ceratodontiformes, Protopteridae. Gene Ontology annotation, biological process: Rab protein signal transduction. The transcript is spliced from 2 exons. The coding region runs from base 552 to 1193 and encodes 213 amino acids. Gene Ontology annotation, molecular function: GTP binding; GTPase activity. The record is from RefSeq and is a predicted model, not a curated record. Gene Ontology annotation, cellular component: Golgi membrane.
ACUCCAGCUCUUUAGACGCAGACAGACAACAAACGCUUGUGGUACUGAAGGGACAGCUCCGCUUACACUAGGUAGAGCAAUUGUCGCGUCGGACUUGAACGGUUCUUCUUUUUCCAACUUAAAAGUUGAGCCACUUUAUCUCCCUAAAGCUAAAGUAUUAUGUAAAGAAUGGGUAUAAAUAAUUGAAUGUUAAAUGAACGUAAUGACAGAGGAGGGCGACUAUAAAUUAGGAGUGGAUGUUACAGCCACUUCAAAGCUAGACUGGUUAACUGUUAAAGUAGAUUUACUGUCACUGCAGUGUCAGUGCUCAGACUAAGGAAAAAGAGUGCCUACAAAACCUGGAUGAUGUUCUAAAUGGAACAUUUCUUCGAUUUGUGUGCCUAAAGAAUAUGCUGGAAGCAGUUCCUUCCCUUUGCUGAAUGGACAAUUUCGAAUGCCAUUUAUCUUGGCAUUGUUUACUAAAUUUAGAACUUUGCUGUAAUUUAAUCUAUGCAGAAUAUUUACCUGCAUAGUUAAGAUAAUUUUCAGUCUUGGGACUGCAGCAUUAUGUAAUGGAAGCUAUCUGGAUCUAUCAGUUUAGGCUGAUAGUAAUUGGAGAUUCCACGGUUGGGAAGUCUUGUUUGCUACGCCGCUUCACUGAAGGGAAUUUCUCAGAUGUCUCGGAUCCUACCGUAGGAGUUGAUUUUUUUGCCCGACUGGUUGAGAUCGAACCCGGGAAAAGAGUGAAACUGCAGCUCUGGGAUACUGCUGGACAGGAAAGAUUUCGGUCUAUAACUCGUUCCUACUACCGCAACUCCGUUGGUGGUCUUUUGGUAUUUGACAUUACAAAUCGACGGUCAUUCGAACAUGUGCAAGACUGGGUAGAGGAGGCUAAAAUGCAUGUACAUCCAUUUCAAAUCGUGUUUCUUCUGGUGGGACACAAGUGUGACUUAGAAUCAAAACGACAGGUUACAAGAGAUGAAGCUGAGAAAAUGGCAUCUACUUGUGGAAUGAAAUACAUUGAAGCUUCUGCAAAAAAUGCAGUCAGCGUUGAGGAAUCAUUUACAAUCCUUACCCAAGAAAUAUAUUGGCGUCUCAAAAAGGGGGAUAUUUCUAUUCAAGAAGGAUGGGAGGGCAUCAAAAGUGGGUUUGUCCCAAAUGUUGUUCAUUCCUCUGAAGAAGCUGUGAAACCAGGAAGACGGUGCAGCUGCUGAGUAGAGGGCCAUAGAUAAUGAUGACACCAAAGAACUGGUCUGUGUGUGUGUGUGUGUGUGUGUGUGUGUGUGUGUGUGUGUGUGUGUGUGUGUGUGUGUGUGUGUGUGUGUAGGUAGGGAACCUUCUAAAGAGCAUAUCAGAAUAUAAAUAUGCAUUGACAGCUACAGCCCUUGGAGUAAUUUAAUAAAACAUGCUUCACUUAUAAUCUGAAAUACCAGUCCAUCUUAUAAAUUGCAAAAUGAGCAACAAUAUGCUUUGCAAAGUACAAUCAAAUUAUUUGCUGCCUUAUUUCAUAACAUGAACAACAUCUAGCAGAUAAACUAUAUGUG